AUGACGAUCACUCCUCCUAAUAACAACAACAUCAUUCACUCUCUCUUGAAUCAUGGAACGAGUUGGUUGAAAGCAUUCAUGUUUGUGAGUGUCUUACUCUAUGCCAUCGGAAGAGGAAUUCCAUAUGUACGGGAUGUGAUGAGGUGGUACAUGAGAAGGUCAAGUGGUCAUCAUCAUCACCACAACAACAAGCAGUCUGCCUCAGCACCACGUGGUAGCAUCAACCAUUCAUCCCGUAAGAACACACACAAUAAUAAUAUUGGAAAACAUGAUCAAUACGAACAGAAAGAGGAGGCUACAAGUUUCCAAUCCGAUGUGCCUUCCAUAAGUACUCCAGAAGAGUAUUUCCAAUUGGAAAUACCUGUUCCGUACAUGAACCUUAAGAGCAUCUUUUCAGAUGACAAUCUAUCAUCCCAAGCACCCAUCAUGAAUCAAUUCACGUCCGAUUUUCUCAAUGGUAUUGCAAAACGAAUGGAUUUUCUUCACAAGAAUUACGUAAGAUAUUUGAACAAGUUGGCAACAAGUGGAAUGAGCAAUACAUCAUCAUCCAAUCAAGAAGAUUUAUCAUCUUCAUCCACAACAUCAUCAAUCACAGAUCCGAGCAAUAUCACUGAGCUUACAUCCUUGCAAAAGAGAAUGUAUCCUAUUGUAUUUCGGAACAAGUUCAAUCUUGCAAAGGAUUUACUGCUACGAGAUCUUUAUGACUCCAUAGAGAAGUGUCAACUCAAAACAGAGAUGUAUCGUCAGCAAGUGAAGGCCAUUUCGAGGUUUAUCCCUCCAUCAUUUUUUCUUAAUGACCCAUCAUUUGCACCCUAUUAUUGGGUCUUGACAGAUAUUGACUACAAGCUGAUGCCACCAUUUCUUCGUCAUUAUGUUCUCUACUCGUCAUCUAUGGGGGCAUCAAUGUAUGGUGGCCCAUUUCACUCUGGCUCUCCAUUGUUCAUGGGAUACGAUGAUGAUUACCAAAUGAUGACACUCAAUUCACAACAACAGUCAAUGAGACUUACUGAUACAACAGGAAGAACGAACUCUAUUCCUCCAUACAUUCGGAAUAGAAUUAGAUACGAGUGGGAAUUAUUUACUCGGCAAAACAAGAGUAUUGUGCAUCGAUAUGACUUUUUAUACAACGCAUUCCUGAGCAGAAAUGGUUUUCAUGUGACAAAAAAGGAUGAUGAAAUAAGAUAUCGAAAGGAAUUUACUGAACAAUGCUACAAAUUACUCAAAAGUAGACGCAAAGUUGCAUUGAGAAAGAUCAAAACCAUCCGUUUGAAGCAAAUAAGACCAAGUGAGCGUGAAAAGAGUCAACUUCGAACUCAGUACUCCAAGUUAAAACAACUUGAAUUGCUGCCAUGA
Molecule: messenger RNA, 1353 nt
Organism: Naegleria lovaniensis
Lineage: Eukaryota; Heterolobosea; Eutetramitea; Acrasida; Naegleriidae
Exons: 1
Coding region: 1-1353 (450 amino acids)
Source: RefSeq, a predicted model, not a curated record